AUUAGUACUGACAGCAACAUGGUGCUGGGGCUGCUGCUGCGGGAUGAAGAAGAGCGGCGUCUGUCGUUCGACUUCGAGAUGCUGCUGCCUGAGGACGGCGACGACCGCAUGGACAGCGGCGAGCACCGAAACGGCGCCGUGGUGGGCGUCGGCGGCGCCACGUUCGGUCACCAGGCCGCCAAGAAAGAUUUCAAGCGCGGCACCGUCGUGUGUCGCCACUGGCUGCGCGCGCUGUGUAUGAAAGGCGACAACUGCGAGUUCUUGCACCAGUACGAUAUGUCAAAAAUGCCUGAAUGUCGCUGGGGAAUGGAAUGCCAGGUGCCCGAGUGUCCGUUCCGACACGUACCAGACGAAGAGCGUGUCGAGUGCGCCUUCUACAAGCAAGGCUUCUGCUCGCAUGGCUCCAGUUGCCGCUACAGACACAUCAAGUUGGCCAGAGAGGAAUGUCCUGAGACUGCAGACUUUGCUCUGCAGUCCAAAGUGGCGGAUGAGGAGAACGUCAAGCGCAGAAAAGCUCAGCCAGUCAAUGAGUUCUUCAAGAUCGCGAUCUGUAAGCACUGGGAGAAAAUGGGAUCAUGUCCUUUUGGCGACGAAUGCCACUUUGCACACGGAGAGACUGAACUUCGACCGUUUCCUAAGGGUGAGAAAGAGGAGAAGGAAGCACGAGCAGGAAGACAAGGUGGACACCAUGGACCAGGGUUUAAUGGUGCAGAUCGACAACAUCAAGGACCGCCGCCAGGUCCACAGCUGCCGGACGAUGGCAAGAUGGCCAAGUAUUUCUUGGUACAGUCGGCUAGCUACUUGAAUCUGGCUCAUUCCGUGCACCAUGGACGCUGGGCUGUCCCUCCGGCUGUGCUUCAGCAGAUCAAGAUGGCGUCGGAAACGUCGGAUGAGGUCUUUUUGCUAUUUGCAGUUGGACCAAGCAAACAUUACCAGGGUGUGGCGCGACUGGUGAAUGGCGCUAUGGCGAGUGUUGAUACGUCAAUGGGAGAAGACCUAUCGACUGGUAUCGUGCCGUACGAAGCGGACGGCAAAGCAGAGUGGGCCGGCUCGUUUGGUAUCGAGUGGCUGCGUAUUUGUGAAUGUCCGUGGGAGAGACUCGCUCAGUUUGAGAACAAGCAUCUUGCUGUUCCAGAAUGUCCGAACGGCCAGGAACUGGACGCUGAAACAGGCCACGCAUUAGUGCGUUUGCUGUUUAAUCAACCUCAGAUUCAGCUCCACUAUCGAUCCGUGGAGGACGAACCGAAGCUUCCAGGAGGUGCAGAAGAACUCGCGACUCGGCGACGGGAAGCAGCGGAGAGUUUGUUUGGCGCUCCUGGUGGACCUGGCUUUGGUGGACCCGCGCCAAGAUGGCAGGCCACACAACCUGGAUUCGUAUUCACAUGCACCACACAGACGAUUGACGAGUGCUUUGGUCGCAUGCUGUUCGGUCUUUCUCAGGAACAAGAGGGACUAGCUCAGCAACACGUGACUCCGGGCACUCCUCUGUUCCUGCUUAACUUGUCGGACCAGCACCUUUUGGGUAUCUUCGAAGCUGUGUCUCCUGCAAUCGUCAAUAUGAUGCCUGGUGCAUUUUGCCAUGGACCGAACAUGCCGUCGCCGUUCCCAGUUCAAGUGCGCUUUGCUGUCAUGCUGAACGCGCCAGCUCUACCCACGUCGGACCCGCAGAUCAAGCAGGUUAUUGGAGAUAACGGAGUGGAUGUUGGUCCGCUGUCACUGCAAGUUACGCAGCAACUGGCAGACGUGUUUGCUGAGCGUAGUGGUGCUGCAUUCCCACCGAACGGACCGCCUAUGGGUCCUGGGGGCCCGGAUCGCUUCCGUGGUAAACCACCAAGCGGUCCUAGUAGUAGAUCCAGUCACGAUGGGCCGAAGGACCCCAAUGAGCCGGCAUUCCUUGAGAAACUCGUCGUAGGAAUCGAAAACGACAACGAUUUCGGAGUCACACGCCGUAUUAUUGGACCUGCUGGAUCGAACAUGAAGCGUAUUAGUGUAGAAGCUGGUGGGAAUGCCAAGAUCCGCGUCCGUGGUCGUGGCUCUGGGUCGAAAGAAGGCGGACCAGAAGAAGCUGAUGAACCUCUGAUGAUUCUGGUGUCUGCGGAGAACGAGCGCAGCUUCCGUAUCGCGUGCUCACUGACGAGUGAGUUGCUUGCAGCUAUUCACCGUGAUUACCAAAUGUUCCAGCAACACGGACACUUCCGUGGCGGUGGCCGAGGCCCUCCCGGCCGUGGUCACCAUUAGUGAAAUAGCGAAGAUCCACACAGAGCUUCUUAUGGGUCUCAAAAACAGAAACAAUAAACAUAAAAUUUCUUUAAAAAAACAAAUUGUAUUUACUCCA
This is a messenger RNA of Phytophthora nicotianae INRA-310, 2335 nucleotides long. RefSeq lists its product as hypothetical. Gene Ontology annotation, molecular function: metal ion binding; RNA binding. The record is from RefSeq and is a predicted model, not a curated record. Lineage: Eukaryota; Oomycota; Peronosporomycetes; Peronosporales; Peronosporaceae. The transcript has 2 exons. Bases 19 to 2238 code for a protein of 739 amino acids.